CCCAUACAUCAUUGCGACAAUGAGGACGCGCGCCCAGGCCGGCGCCGUCGACACGGCUCUCAUUGCCCAAGCCUUCUCUAUCGACGAGCCACAGCUUGACUCUCUGUUGGACGCUCCUACACAAGACUUGAUCAAGGACUUUCUAUCCACCCUCACUGCUAGAGCAAAGGACUUUGACGACCUCAAAGCCGACAAGCUGAGAUCCGACGUCGAGCUCGAAAACACCGUCCGCGCUGGAGAAUCAAAAGUCAAGGCUCUCAAGGCCACUCUCAAUAAGAACGCCCAAGAAAUUCAGGACUUGCGCAAGUCUCUUGAUGACCAACAAAACGCUCGCGCCGAACUUCAGACCGAACUUGACUCUGUAAAGGCUUCAUCAUCAGAUUCAAACUCCGAGCUCGACACUCUGCGUGCCCGCAUCGCCUCUCUCGAAACUUCUAACCGCGAAACUCUUUCCGUCCUCGAAUUCAAGUCUACUGCUCACGACGAGCUUGCCCAAGAGCUUGCCACUCAACACCAAAAGAUAAUUUCGCUGCGUCGCGACAUCUCUGCUUUGGAAGAAAAGAAUCAGUCCUUGGAAAACGCUGCUUCUAGUGCCAAAUUCAAGGAACAAGCCCUUCAGCAAGAAGUCGAUUUGCUCAAACGCAACAAUGAAUGGCAUGAGUCUGAACUCAAGACGCGUACCGCUGAACAUACAAAGUUCCGCAAGGAAAAGAAUGCUCGCAUUUCUGAAUUGCAGCGCGCCAAUGAGGAUGCAAAUGCCACAGUCGACGCGCUGAAGCGCACAGAGACGACUCUUCGUCAACGUCUAGAAGAGCUGGGUCAAAAAGCAGAUGAUGCCUUUGCCAAGAUUCAACAGAUGCAGGAAAGUGCUUCCAAGGCCGAAGAGUCUUUCCGUGUCGAGUUGGACAGCGCACGCAGACUCGCCGAACUUCAAAAGCAGAGUGCAGACACUGCCAAGGCACGUCUAUUGGAUCUUCAAAACAAUAUCGAGCAGAUCAAGGAGAAUGCAGCAGAAGAAGUUGGACAGCUUCAAGCCGAGAUCGAGACCGAACGAGCCGACCGUGAGGCUGUAGAAGCUAAACUUGCCGAGUUGGAACUCGAAGUCGAACGCCUCCAAGCUGCAGCUUCUGAGGCCCAGAACAAUGCUUCGGUCCUGGCUACUCCCAAACGCAACUCUAAUGGCCUAGCUCCAGCAACUCCUGGACGUGAUGGAUCGCCUGCCGUCUUCACCCCUGGAUCUGCGCGCAUGAAGGGCAACAUGAACUUUACUCAACUUUACAGCGAGUACAGCAACAUGAAGGCGGAUCUCGAAGCAGAGAAGCGCAGAAAUUAUCUUCUCAGUAACGAGCUCGAUGAGAUGAUCCGUGAUCUUGAGAACAGAGGUCCUGAGCAGGAAGAGCUGCGCGAGGAGAAGGAGCGUGUCGAGGCAGAGAUUCUAGAAAUGUCCUCGAUGCUCGAUGCAGCUUCGGCUGAACGUGACGAAGCACGCAAGGAAGCACGUAAUCUCAAGGGUCAGACAGAGGGACUCUCAAGAGAAGGUGACAUCCUCCGUCAACAGCUUCGCGACCUCAGUGCACAAAUUAAGAUUCUCUUGGUUGAGAUGCAAGCUCGCGAUCAGGGUCUGGAAGCUCUAGACACUGCAGGUCAGAUGCAACUGCAGAUGAUUGCCAAUGGCGAACUCGAUGAUCAAUCCUCUGCUGCGGACGAAACCUCUGCAGGAGCCUUGAUUAGCCAAAGACUGUUGCUCUUCAGGAAUGUUCAAGAACUCCAGGAACAGAAUGUACAGCUCCUCAAACUCAAUCGCGGCCUUGCCGAUCGCAUGGAGGGCGAAGCUGCAAAGGCCAAGCAGUCGGAAACUGAACAAGCCUUGCAAGAGCUUGACGAGCUUCGUGAUCGUGUUCAGAGACACCAAGACGAGAUCAAGUCCAUGACCACUCAGUCCGAGAGCAUCAUGCGUGAGCGUGACAUGUUUAGACGCAUGCUCUCUCAUCGUGGACAAUUGCCAGCCGGUACUGAUCUUCAGGCUGCCUUCGGUCGUUCCAUGGGUCCAGUCCCGUCAACUCCCCCACCAGGCGGCAAGCCACGAGACGUCGAGGAAACACCUCGUUCCAAGGAAUUGUCAGACUAUUCCAAGCUCCUCAAGGAGAUGCAAACUCACUUCGACGCUUAUAGACAAGAGGCCGCAACAGACCACAGCACUCUGAAGCAACAAGUUGACAAGCUCGCUCGCGAAAAGGGCGAGUUACAAGGAGAGGUUGCCCGUACUGGAGGUCAAAUCACACUUGCCCAUGAACGUUACGGGAUGCUUCAAGCCAAUUACGACAUGCUCAAAUCAGAAAACUCGGAAUUGCAAAAACGAUCCCAAUCUCUGGCCGAAGUAGCAGCCAAGCAAGAUCUUCGUACACAACAGGUCGCCGAAGAGCUGGUCGAGGCUCGCACCCUUGCCGACAGUAUGCGCAACGAUGCGGCCAACCUCAAAGCAGAGCGUGAGCUCUGGAAGAAGAUUGAGGCUCGCAUGACCGAGGACAAUCAUUCCCUCAUGAAUGAACGCAGCCGCCUGAACAAGAUGGUUGCAGAUCUUCAGACUUUGCAAAACGAGCGCGAGUUAGCUGAAUCAGAAACUCGUCGUAGACUUCAAACUAGAGUCGAGACGCUCGAGGCUGACAUUGAUGCUACAAAGAAGAAGUUGGAGACCGAGGCAGCUCUCAGAAGAGAAUAUGACCAAGAGCAGAGCAGGACAAGAAUUGACGACCUAGUCAAGAGUCUGUCCACCGUUCGCGAGGAGCUUGUCGCAGCCAAGACUACACGCGACCAACUUUCAACAAGAGUAGAGGAGCUCAAGAUUGAGUUGCGCACAUCAGAAGAACGUGUGCAAGCACUCCAGCCCCGUCCCACGCCUCAGACAGAGCAACCAUCGGAAAACAACGCCGAGGACGCCUUGUCUCGUGAACAAGAACUCGCUCUCGAAAUCGCCGACCUCAAGCAUGAUCUUGAACUCGCCCGUAGCGAUCUUGAAAAUGCUAAGAUCCAGGUUGAGCAGUACAAGAACAUUAGCCAAGCAUCAGAAGAGGAGCUCCAGAGUCUCAACGAAACCAACGACCAAUAUCGCGAAGAGAUGGAUCGUAUCCUCGCAGAAAAAGACGAAAAGAUCAAGGAUUUGGAAACUAGAGUUGAGGAGUUGGGUACCGAGCUGUCCACCACCAACAGUGAACUCUCAACCUUGCGCACCCAACACGAAGAAAGUGCCAUUCAAUUGGACGACCAGAAGCGUCUGCUCGAGGCAGAGAUUGCUCGUCUCCGCGAUGAGUCUGAACGUUACGCUGAAACUGCAAAGCUUCACCAGGAGGAUCUCAAGGCACAGGCAGAAAUCGCGCAACAAGCCCAACAAAGCUACGAAAACGAGCUGGUCAAGCAUGCAGACGCUGCCAAGAACCUCCAGUCAGUACGCACAGAGUACAAUCAACUCAGAACCGAGGUUGCUGCCAUCAAGGCUGAAGCCGAAGCUGCCAAGGCUACUCUGAGCCAGAGUGAGGAGAGUUGGGCAGAAGUGAGGGAAAGAUACGAGCGCGAGUUGACCGAAGUCAAACUUGGGCGUGAAGAUCUCAAGUCGCAAAACAAGCUUCUUCACGAGCAACUGGAAUCUGUUAGCAGUCAAAUCUCUGAUUUGCAGCAGAAAAAGACUUCAUCUGAGGAGCAAGACGACUCGGAACAAGUCCAUGGCUCCGAGUUCGAAAACCUCCAAGAAGUCAUCAAGUACCUGCGUAGAGAGAAGGAGAUUGUGGAUGUCCAGUACGAGCUUUCCACUCAGGAAAGCAAGCGUCUCCAGCAACAGCUCGAAUACACACAGACACAGCUCGAUGAAACACGACAGAAGCUUAGCGAAGAACGUCAACAACAUGCUGAUCACGAAGCAAACACUGUCAGCCACAACAAGCUCAUGCAAACCAUCAAUGAGCUCAACGUGUUCCGUGAGAGCAGCACCACCUUGCGACAAGAGGCAAGGCAAGCCCAGACUCAAUUGGCCGAAAAGAUCAAGGAGAUUGAAAGCCUGACAAGCCAGAUCCAACCUUUGCAAACUCGUAUUCAAGAGGUUGAAAACGAACUAGAGACAAAGGAAGGCGAAAUGAAGCUAAUGCAAGAAGACCGUGAUCGCUGGCGGGAUCGUACACAAAACAUCAUUUCCAAAUACGACAGGGUCGAUCCCGCCGAGAUGGAAGCGAUGAAGACUCAAAUCUCUGAUCUCCAGACUGAGCGCGACCAAUUGACCACCGAAAAACAAGAACUUCAGGCUAAGCUUGAUGCUGUUCCAGCAGAAUUGCAGCAAACUAAGGACGAUGCCGAAAAGCAAUGGAAGGAACAGAAGGCCAAAUUUAAUUGGAGAAAGAGCUCGAAGGCAUCAAGGAGGGAAAAGAAUCAACUUGACCAGGAGCUGGCUCAAGUCAAGGAGGAGCUCGAGUCCACCAAGGCUUCUCGAGACGAAGCAGUGGCCAACGCCGAGGCUGCCACCCAGCAAUUGUCAACCCAGUCACAAGCCGAAGACGGUCAGGUUCAAGCAGAUGGCCAACAAGAGUCAUUGGCGCAAUCACUAGAGCAGGCAGAGGCUAGAGCAUCUCAAGAGGCUUCUAAGGCUGCCGGCUUGUCCACUCAGGUCGAAUCUUUGCAAGCCAGAAUUUCUGAGCUUGAAGCUCAUGUGACCAAUCUCCAGCAACAACUCGAGACCAGUGCAGCUAGCCUUUCGGAGCUCCAAAACCAAGAGCAACCAACUCAAGAGGCUGCACCUCAAUCUGAUGACAACACUGAGCAUAUGGAUAAGCUAAGACAAGAGCUGGCUACGGCACAAGAAGAAGUCGAAUCGCUCAAGGCUGCUGCUGCCACCAACGCCACUCAAGAGGCAUCAACUCAACCUUCAGAUACUGCUGCUACUGCUUCAAGCGCCGAGGCUACAUCUGUUGCCGAACAAGUAGAGGAACAAGUUGCCAAACUUCGCGCCCAGCUCGAGGAGCAACACAACCUCAGUAAAGAGCAGCUCGAAACUCUGUACAACAACCGAACCAACCUCAUGAAGCAGAAGCUCAACCAAAAGCUCCGAGAGGACAAGGAGAAGACCAAGGAGGAAGGUCGUCAGGAAGCUUUGGUCAAGCACAGUGAGGAACUACAAAAACUCCGCCAAGAGCAUGAGGCCGCCAUUGCACAGCUCAAGGAAGAGCACCGUCUCGAAAUUGAGCGUCUGACCAAGGAAGGUCAACUUGCAGUGGACCGAGCACAGAUCAAGGAGCAACCCUCCAGCGAAGCACCCGGUCAGCCUCCUGUCGACAAUGCGGCUGCCUCGACUCUGGCUCAAGCUCCUGCAUCUGACAUUGAUCCAGCACAGCUGGUCUUCACCGACGAACAAGCUCGUACACUGGUUGGUAAGAACACCGUUAUUCGAAGCAUCGUGGCCAGAAACAUUCAAAACAAGAUCGCGCAAGAAGCUGCCAAACUCAAGCAAGAACACGAGAAGAUUUUGCAAGAGAAGGCAGAAGAGGCUCAGAAGGAGAAGGAGCAAGCUCUGCAAGAGAAGGCGGAAGAAGCAAAGAAGGAGAGAGAGCAAGCCUUAACCAAGGCUGUCAACAUGGAGACCAUCAAGCAAAAGGCAAAACUUGGCAUGGCUGAAGGACAGACGAGAGCCGCCAAAGCCAAGUUGGAUGUUGUCGAGAAGGCUGCGGUCGAGACACCUCAACGACCAGUCGUCGAAGUGUGGGAGAUUGCCAAAACCACCAAGCCCGCUCCUGCGGCUUCACCACUUCCUCCUCAAGUCAACAAGCCAGCUCAGUCCCCCAUGAGCUCUCCAUUCAAGGCUACUGGCCCUGGUCUUCCACAAUCGCCUGGCAUGGCUCCUCCUCAGAUUGCUCAGUCCAAUCAACCCACUCCCAGCAGUCAAGCACCGCAAGACAAGAUGCAAGCAAGGAUGCAAAAGUUUGGAGCUCAAACUCAGCAACCACAAUCGGGCACCACGUUUGGUCAACCAAGUUUUGUCCCGAAUCAAGCUCCAUCUGAUGCUGCUACUCAAGCAAUCAACACUGCUCCGGGGCAGUCUCAAGCUGCAGCCGGCACACCGCCUCAAACACCAGGAGCACCAUUGAAAUCGGCGAUCCCAGGUCAACAAGCCGCCGGGCCUGGUCCUGUGCGUGUUCCCUCCGUAAGUGGCAUUCCAUCAGGAAUCCCUACUGGUAUUCCCACUGGCAUACCUAGAGGUGGUGGAAGCAUGUUACCUCGCGGAGGUGCCGCAUUCCGCGGCAGAGGUGGCCUGGCACAGCCUGGAACACAAAACGCACAAGGUCAAGGAAUUAGUGUGCAGGGCGCUGCUGGCCAAGCUCAACGUGGUGGGCUACCCCGAGGCGGUAUGAGCAGGGGAAGAGGUGGCGGCAGAGGAGGCAUGAAUCCUGGAGCACAACAGUUUGCGCCAGGAACGGCUGGUGCUCAAGGAAACAAGCGUCCACAUGAGGGCGGUGAUGAGGGUGCUGGUAAGAGGAUGAGAGGCGGAGCCGGAGGUGGUGCU
Aureobasidium musti is the source of this 6538-nucleotide messenger RNA. The record is from the annotation of a GenBank genome assembly. NCBI's taxonomy places the organism in Eukaryota, Fungi, Ascomycota, Dothideomycetes, Dothideales, Saccotheciaceae.